Messenger RNA from Aspergillus terreus NIH2624, 465 nucleotides. RefSeq names its product EKC/KEOPS complex subunit CGI121/TPRKB. Gene Ontology annotation, biological process: telomere maintenance via recombination; tRNA threonylcarbamoyladenosine modification. The coding region runs from base 1 to 465 and encodes 154 amino acids. Gene Ontology annotation, cellular component: cytosol; EKC/KEOPS complex; nucleus. The record is from RefSeq and is a predicted model, not a curated record. NCBI's taxonomy places the organism in Eukaryota, Fungi, Ascomycota, Eurotiomycetes, Eurotiales, Aspergillaceae. The transcript is spliced from 2 exons.
AUGUCUUCUACAUUGGAGACCCUCAAUCUCUCCCACAUCCCUCUGCCUGUCCAUGUGGCUCUGUACCGUGAUGUGCAAAAUGCGCCGUUCCUUCGACAGCAGCUCAUAUCUGGCAAUGCGGAUUUUGAAUAUGCAUUCAUUGACGCUAGUAUGAUCGCCGAUUCCUUCCGCAGAUUCGGAAUCUCCGAUUCUACUAAAGACCUACUGGUCGUCAAGGUCUCUGUGACUCCAGAUGUCACCCAUGAAUCUGUAGCAGCGCAUUUGGCUCAGUCGGUUGAAGGAACUCCUGUCCCGUUCGAUGAUGAGACUUUAUCGGGGAUCUCUGAUAUUGCGAAAAUCAAGAAAGCCUACAAGCUAGGAGCGUUGAGUUCCGCUCCUUCUGACAAGGCCGAUGGCACCAAUGGUGAAGAUAGGAGGCUGGAGCUCUCUGUCAUAGGAGCCAUUGCCUUGCGGGGAGCAACUUGA